AUGCGGCCUUUGUGGCGAAGCUCCGGGCACUGUGCGGCCCUCGGCUGCUUCCUACUCCUCCCGCUGCUGUCCCGCGGCGCGGACAUGCCGGUGGGGUCGACCCUGUCGCCGAGCAACUCGGCGACGUGGACGUCGCCCAACAACACCUUCUCGCUCGGCUUCACGGCGUCCGCGUCCUCCCCGUCGCUCUUCGUCGCCGCGAUCUCCUACGCCGGCGGCGUGCGCGUCUGGUCCGCGGGCGCCGGCGCCGCCGUUGACUCGGGGGGCUCGCUCCGCCUCUCGUCCAACGGCGACCUCCAGCUCGUCAACGGCUCCGGGGCCGUGCUCUGGUCGUCCAACACGGGGGGGCAGAACGUGUCCGCCGCGGCCGUCCAGGAGAGCGGCAACCUCGUGCUCAAGGACUCCCGCGGCGCCACGCUGUGGCAGUCGUUCGACCACCCCACGGACACGGUGGUGAUGUCGCAGAACUUCACCUCCGGGAUGAACCUCACCUCGGGCUCCUACGUCUUCUCCGUCGACAAGGGCACGGGCAACCUCACGCUCCGGUGGACCAGCGCCGCCACCACCGUCACCUACUUCAACAAGGGGUACAACACCUCCUUCACGGGGAACAGGACGCUGAGCUCGCCCACGCUCACGAUGCAGACCAACGGCAUCGUCUCCCUCACCGACGGCACCCUCACCUCCCCCGUCGUCGUCGCUUACAGCAGCAACUACGGCGAGAGCGGCGACAUGAUGCGGUUCGUGCGCCUCGACGAGGACGGCAACUUCCGCGCCUACAGCGCCGCCCGGGGCAGCAACGCCGCCACGGAGCAGUGGUCGGCGGUGGCGGACCAGUGCCAGCUACAACGGCACGGCGCCCGUGUGCGGGUGCCCGUCGCAGAACUUCCAGCUCACCGACCUUCCAAGCCGCGCGGCGGGUGCACGCGCAAGGUCGACCUCAACAGCUGCCCCGGCAAUUCCACCAUGCUCCAGCUCGACAACACGCAGUUCCUCACCUACCCGCCGGAGAUCACCACGGAGCAGUUCUUCGUCGGGAUCACCGCUUGCCGCCUCAACUGCCUCUCGGGAAGCUCCUGCGUCGCGUCCACCGCGCUCUCCGACGGCUCGGGCCUCUGCUUCCUCAAGGUCUCCAACUUCGUGAGCGGCUACCAGUCGGCCGCGCUGCCCAGCACGUCCUUCGUCAAGGUCUGCUACCCGCCGCUGCCCAACCCGGUCCCGGGCAGCACCGCGGGCGGGAACUCGCGCGGCGGCCCCGGCGUCCGCGCCUGGGUCGUGGCGGUCGUGGUCCUGGGCGUGGUGUCCGGUCUGGUGCUCUGCGAGUCGGCGCUGUGGUGGUUCUUCUGCCGGCACAGCCCCAAGUACGGGCCGGCGUCGGCGCAGUACGCGCUGCUGGAGUACGCGUCGGGCGCGCCCGUGCAGUUCUCGUACCGCGAGCUGCAGCGGUCCACCAAGGGGUUCAAGGAGAAGCUGGGCGCGGGGGGGUUCGGCGCCGUGUACCGCGGCGUGCUGGCGAACCGGACGGUGGUGGCGGGCCGGCACCGGCUGCUGGUGUACGAGUUCAUGAAGAACGGCUCGCUGGACGCGUUCCUCUUCGGUGACGGGAAGAUGCCGUGGCCGACGCGGUUCGCCGUGGCCGUGGGCACGGCGCGGGGCAUCACGUACCUGCACGAGGAGUGCCGCGACUGCAUCGUGCACUGCGACAUCAAGCCCGAGAACAUCCUCCUGGACGAUCACUUCAACGCCAAGGUCUCCGACUUCGGGCUGGCCAAGCUGGUGAACCCCAAGGACCACCGCCACCGCACGCUCACCAGCGUGCGCGGCACCAGGGGCUACCUGGCGCCGGAGUGGCUGGCCAACCUGCCCAUCACGGCCAAGUCCGACGUGUACAGCUACGGGAUGGUGCUGCUGGAGACCGUCAGCGGCCGCCGCAACUUCGACGUGUCGGAGGAGACCGGGCGGAAGAAGUUCUCGGUGUGGGCGUACGAGGAGUACGAGAGGGGAAACCUCGCCGGCAUCCUCGACAGGAGGCUCCCCGCGGAGGACCUCGACAUGGCGCAGGUGGAACGCGCGCUGCAGGUGAGCUUCUGGUGCAUCCAGGAGCAGCCGGCGCAGCGCCCGUCCAUGGGGAAGGUGGUGCAGAUGCUGGAAGGGGUCAUGGAGCUGGAGAGGCCGCCGCCCCCGAAGUCGUCCGACAGUUUCCUGAGCACCACCACGGCCACUAGCGGCGUCAGCUCCAGCAUGGUCUCGACGGUCGUCUCGUCGGGCCCCCCGGUCGCGCCCGCGCCAUCGCCCAACCUGGAGCAUGAGAUGGCGCUGGGACGAUCCGAGUCGGCCAGGAACCGUGAGCGGGUAUCGCGGCAGCUGCUGUCGCCGCAGCCGUACAUGACGAUGUAA
Miscanthus lutarioriparius is the source of this 2397-nucleotide messenger RNA. NCBI's taxonomy places the organism in Eukaryota, Viridiplantae, Streptophyta, Magnoliopsida, Poales, Poaceae. The record is from the annotation of a GenBank genome assembly.